Molecule: messenger RNA, 540 nt
Organism: Protopterus annectens (West African lungfish)
Lineage: Eukaryota; Metazoa; Chordata; Ceratodontiformes; Protopteridae
Product: fatty acid-binding protein, liver
Exons: 4
Coding region: 98-478 (126 amino acids)
Biological process (GO): fatty acid transport
Cellular component (GO): nucleus; cytosol
Molecular function (GO): fatty acid binding
Source: RefSeq, a predicted model, not a curated record
CUCGGCUGCUAUAAGGUGUGAGUGUACAAAGCACAACCAACCUGCACCAAGCCCAUUUCCAGACUCUGUGAAGAGACCUCUAUUUUCAUCUUUAACCAUGGCAUUCAGUGGAACAUGGCAAGUCUAUGCCCAAGAAAAUAUUGAGGCAUUCUUGAAAGCUAUUGGUCUGGCAGAUGACAUUAUUCCAGUUGCCAAAGAAGUCAAACCGACCAUUGAGAUCCAGCAAAGUGGAAAUAAUUUUACAGUCACAUCCAAAACUCCAAAACAUUCCACAACAAACAGUUUCACUAUUGGAAAAGAAACUGAAAUAACCACUAUGAAUGGAACUAAACUUAAGUGUACCGUUAACAUGGAAGAUGGAAAGCUUGUGUGCAAGACAGAAAAGUUCACCCACAUUCAGGAAGUUCAAGGAACAGAAAUGGUCGAGACGCUAACAGCUGGGUCAGCCACUUUGGUCAGAAGGAGCCGGAAAGUUUAAUUCAUUAGAAAUGACAUUCAUUAUUCUUAUUAACUUUGUACAAUAAAGUUGUUGAAAAUUAA